This is a messenger RNA of Bolinopsis microptera, 1610 nucleotides long. RefSeq names its product 26S proteasome non-ATPase regulatory subunit 12-like. Gene Ontology annotation, cellular component: cytoplasm; proteasome regulatory particle, lid subcomplex. The coding region runs from base 35 to 1369 and encodes 444 amino acids. The record is from RefSeq and is a predicted model, not a curated record. NCBI's taxonomy places the organism in Eukaryota, Metazoa, Ctenophora, Tentaculata, Lobata, Bolinopsidae. The transcript is spliced from 10 exons.
CAUAAACUUUUAUAUCUUCUUUAUAGGAUUAAAUAUGGGUGACGAAGACAGAAUGGUGAAGAUGGAGGUGGACUACAGUGAUACUGUGGAUAAAGUCAUACCGGAGUGCGAGACAUUGGCGGCGGAUAAGAAACUCAAUGAAGCUAUUGACAAGCUUCUUGUAGUAGAAAAACAAACUCGUGGGGCAGGAGACGCAAUAUCAAGUAGCAAAGUGUUGGUUUGCAUCGUAGCGCUGUGUUACAAAGUACAGGACUGGACACUGCUCAAAGAACAUAUAACAUCUCUGUGCAAGAAACGAGGGCAUUUCAAGCUGGCUGUCACGAAGAUGGUCCAGAGAUGCUGCGAGAUGGUACCUGAAAUUGAGGAUAAAGAAAGAAAGAUGGACCUAAUAGAAGUGCUGAGGACAGUGACAGAAGGAAAGAUAUACGUUGAGAACGAGAGAGCACGUGUAACUCGUACUCUUGCUGCCAUCUACGAGAAGGACGACGAGCCGGAAAAAGCUGCCAAAGUCUUACAGGAAUUGCAGGUCGAAACAUUCGGAACAAUGGAGAAGAAAGAAAAGGUAGAGUUCAUUCUCGAGCAAAUGAGACUUUGUUUCGAGACCAAGGACUACAUCAGGACCCAGAUAAUCAGCAAGAAGAUCAGCAUAAAGUAUUUUGAGGGAGCUGACACGGAGGAGCUAAAGUUGCGGUACUAUCGUCAGAUGAUCGACCUAAACCUCCAUCACAAGGAGUAUCUGGCAGUCAGCAAGAACUACCACGAGAUCUACAACACCACCUCUGUUAAGGAAGAGGAGCAGAAAUGGAAACAGGCAUUGCAACGAGUUGUUCUGUAUCUAAUCCUGGCUGAGUACAACAACGAACAAAGCGACAUGUUGGCAAGAAUUAAAACUGACACCAACUUAGCCAAACUUCCUUACUAUCAAAACGUGCUAAUGUGCUUUGACACAGCCGAGUUGCUAAACUGGAGUAUUCUGAAGAAGGUAUACUCACAACACUUAAAAUCAGAGACCGGUGAACCGGCCAGUCCACUGGACAAGGAAGAGAACUGGGACGUUCUACAAAUGAGGGUAGUUGAACACAACAUCAGAGUCCUGGCCAAGUACUACACUCGUAUUUCCAUGCAACACUUCGCUGACCUUCUCCACCUCGAUUCUAAGGAGGCAGAGAAGAGACUGUGUGAACAAGUUGUGAAAGAUACGGUCACUGCAAAGAUAGACAGACUUGACGGUAUCAUCAGUUUCACUAAACAGAAGGAUACUGAACAGAUCCUGAACGCCUGGUCCGGUAACUUGAACUCUGUCAUGGAUUUGAUCGGGAAUGUGAACCAUCUUAUCACCAAGGAACGCAUGGUACACCAAGUGAGCUAAAGACGAUAUCGCUGACAACUGAGACGGAGAAAUGCUGGACAUUUCAAAUGAGAUCCCCGGUUUCCUGAUGCUACCAGAACUGAAGAUUAUAUUUGCUUCCUAGUCUGCCUUCUUUAAUAGCUAUUAGUGAUGGUGUUUAGAGCAGAUAUAAUGUGCGCACAUUUUGUGCACGAUUUAAAGGGAUUUUCCGUUUUAAAUUAACUAUUUGUAUUUGUAUUAUAUGUACUUCAUUUCCACAAAA